AUGUCUUCUCAAGAAGCUAUUGAAGAAUCUCUUCUUUUGGACGGUCUCUCUGAUCACUAUAGGGAAGUUGUCAAGAGUUACAUCAAGUUUACUCAUCACAAGACUGACUUGCACCUCAAGGAAGUUUCUAGAGGUAUUCAAGAUAUUAAGGAUAGUAGAUUGUUGGAUAACCAAUAUAGUUUAUUAGAGGUUAAGAAUAUUAUUGACGCAGUGGAAACGGUAGUCAAGACUACAAUUAAAUCGGAAACACAAUAUGCCAGCCAUACAUCCAUUGAAUUAUUAAGACAAGUUUUCUCUGAGGCUGAUCAGGCUGGAUUUAAACUCAAAGUUGAUAUUUCAAGUAUUGAAGACGAAGAAACAUUGAAGGAAAUGGCAAAAAUUGAAACUGCCAUGUUUCCAAAGACUGUUCCAACAAGCGGAAAUAAGCUCCCAUCUCUUAAACCAGCAGGUGGUGAUGAUACUCUCAAAUUGAAAAAGGAAAAUGAUCAAAUGAGAGAUCAAUUAACCUCCCUUCAAAAGGCAUACAAUGAAAUGAUGAAGGCAAAGACUGAAAUCACCGAUACUUUGAACAAGACCACAGAUGAAUUAACAAGAUUGAAGCAUAAGGUUGAAGGAACCGUCGAUCCAAAGGAAGAACAAGAAAAGGCUGAAUUAAAGAGCAGUAUUGAACAAUUAUCUACCCAAUCAAAAGCCCAACAAGAUGAAAAUUCCAAUUUGAAGGCCAGUUUGGAAUCCCUCAAACAAUCUCUCGACAAGUGCGAAGCUGAAAAGAAGGAAAUUGAAAAGGCUGUUGAUAAUCUGAAGAAGGAUAUCGCCACCGCUCAAAAUGAAUUAACUCUCAAGGUUAAUCAAACUUCUCAAUUCCAAAACAUGAUGAAUAUCGUCAAGACCAAGAAUGAAGAACUCAAAGAAUUGAGAGAUAGAAUUAAGAAAAUCGACCCAAGCUUUGAAGUUAAAGAAUAAAUCCACUAUCAUAACUACU
Messenger RNA from Naegleria gruberi, 982 nucleotides. RefSeq lists its product as uncharacterized. The transcript is spliced from 2 exons. Gene Ontology annotation, cellular component: cytoplasm. NCBI's taxonomy places the organism in Eukaryota, Heterolobosea, Eutetramitea, Acrasida, Naegleriidae. The record is from RefSeq and is a predicted model, not a curated record. Gene Ontology annotation, biological process: negative regulation of protein localization to cilium. The coding region runs from base 1 to 963 and encodes 320 amino acids.